Molecule: messenger RNA, 4454 nt
Organism: Linepithema humile (Argentine ant)
Lineage: Eukaryota; Metazoa; Arthropoda; Insecta; Hymenoptera; Formicidae
Gene: Nup160
Product: nuclear pore complex protein Nup160
Cellular component (GO): nuclear pore
Molecular function (GO): structural constituent of nuclear pore
Source: RefSeq, a predicted model, not a curated record
GAGACACCUAGUAUAAGCAUACAUAGAGCACGAGUGAGCGCCAAAAACCGUUCGAUACUGCUCAAAUUUCUGGCGGUUUUUUGUAAUGUAAAGUGACAGACAGAUAGUUUGAAGUGUUUCUUGAAAGAAUUAUAACAUGGUAGAGUUUCCGCUGGGAUAUCGCGAGGUCGUGCCGGAUCAAACUCUGCCAGAAAAAUGGAAAGAAAUUACCUUGAAUACAGGCGGAAGCCAAAGUACAUUGCAAGAUAUAAAAGUACCAGAAAGAGCAGGUGGCUAUUCAUACAAAAACUCUUCUAAAUAUUUUACUCGUAAUCGGUUUAUUUACUGGCGUAUUUGCCAUGACGUACUCGAAUUAGUUGAGCAUAGUCUGGACAUUAAUCUUGCAAACUGUCGAGUGAGAUACAAAUUUACGGAUACUCCAAUCUUGGAUGGAAUUUCUAUUCAUGAAACAGUCAAUUCUGUCAUUAUUUUGAUCGUCACUGUUUCCAGUGUUCACAAACUUUCCUUUUCUCAUCCAGAUAAGAUUCACAAACAAGAAAAUUUAUUGGGUGCAUAUACGGACUUUAGUGUACAAUCUAUAUUUAGUGAAGCCUCUGCACAAAGUGCCAGAGAUCCUCAUACAUUUCACAUUAUUUCUAAUGCUGGAACCACAAACUCGCCAGUGCCUCAUGCAGCAGCAUCUUGGCUUAUAUUACCUCAAGAAGAAGCGUUAUUUGCUCUUGCUUACAGUUCAGCUACUAUAUUACUCCUGAGGCUUGAAACACUCACAGGUUACGUACAUACUAAUGAACUGAAGCAAGACUCAAUAGUGCCCAAGUUUUUGAGUGGCAUAGCCACCGCAUUUAGAGGUCGCAAUAUCGAAGCUCAUGUUGCUAUGUCCCUAGUUAUACACAAUUACGGUAGCGAUACAUACCUAUUCGCGUUAUAUCGUGAGGGUAAUGUACGCAUAUGGUCGUGCAACAAGACACAGUGCAUAGCUGUGACGGACGCAGCAAUCGAGAAUCGUGUUGUGUCUCAAGGUGCGCAAGGUCACGUCUUGAGGAAAGCUCUCGGCAACGAUAACGAACUGUAUCUUGGAAUCUUCUUAAAAUUCAGCACGGGAUGCGAAUUCAGCAUUCUGAAGUCUGUAGAAGAGAACGGCAUAUUCAAGUUCGUUAGACUGUGUACAUUGUAUGCGCCGGAUCAACAUCUGGUGGAUUUUGCAUUCACACCCACUAGAUUGUGGGCAGUGUGGAGAACGGCGGACAUGGAUGCCGUGGCAGUGACGCACGCACAAUUAUCGCUGAAUAGCACGCAUCGCGUUAAUUCCGAAUGGGAAACCACGAUUUUGGAACAAGCGCGCGACAGAGAUUACAUCGUGACCGACCCCGGAACUGAUCCGAGACAAGCGUACAUUAAUUACAUUUUUCAUCCUGGACAAUUUUCGCUGGCGGACAUCACGAAAGCAUUAAGCAUCUAUAGAAGAUCCAACGUAUUAGCGGAAAUGACCUUCUCACCGGCCGUUUUGAAAGAAAGAGUUUGCAUGGCCGUAGAGGCGGAGAUGCAGGCAGAAGUGAUGGAUUACGUGAUCAUGGACGAAGAUUAUCUGGAAAUCGCCAAUCGAUGCUGGUCAAAGUUUUACUCGUGUGUCGUGCAGUAUCACGCAAAUGGCACGCGUCCUGUCGGUUUACUGCUAUUACCGAGCGUUUACGGCGUCGUCUUAUUGAAGAAGUCUUCUUUCUCGCUUCUAAGACCUAUGGAAGCUUUGGAACAUCUGAUGCUCUGCAACGACAAGUCCUACACCUCUCGUUUUAAAACGACGCCUGUUCUAUCGCAGGACGAAGACACGUGCCAAGAUCUGAUUAUUCUAAUGUCCGCGUUAGUCAUGUUGGGCGAGCAAUUGUCUGAAGAGACUAAAACGGAGAUGGAAAAGGAACUGUAUCAUCUGAGAAGUCCAGAUAUCAUAAUCGAUGAUUUGCUGUCGAAGCUAACGUUGGAACCCGACGAUCCACUGUCGGAUUUCGACUUCCAAUCGGAACUCUAUCACAAAUUGAGCACCGUUAAAGAUAUAUCGGCUGCCAUAGCCAUGCUGUUGGAAGCGUUAACGUACGAUCUUGGACAGCCAAAUAAGCUACAAUUCGAGGAGGAUCACGACGCUUCGAAGACCUUGUUGAACGUCAAUCAUCUGUUCGGCAGCCAGCUAGGAAUUUCCACGAUAACGGAAAGCGUGACGCAAAUAGCGCUCUUGAGAUUCUCCAUCUGCAGAGAUCUGUUGAUCUUGCAACAAAUCGUAUUACUGCGUCCCGAAAUAUUUGACUCGAGAUCCUUGCACACCAUAAGAUCGUCAUUGGCACCAAGAACCGUUGUACUUACUCAAGCUUACUAUGUCGUCACAUGGAUAUGCGAGUCUACAGCAGCAUACACUCCUUCACAAUCAUUACUCGAAUCCAGCUCCCAGCGUCUUUCAACGUUAAAGCUCACCGAUCCGCGAAUUAACGUUGGACAAAGGCAGCAUCGGUCCAUGUCGCUCUUAGAAUUGUUUAUUCAUAGCAGCGGCGCCAAGCACGCUCAUAUUCUGAUGGCCCAAAUGAGCAUGGAUCCGACGAGUCUAAUACCUUGGCAUUACAGCAUGCUGACACAUGUGACGCUUAUUGCGCAACUUAUAUGGCCAAUAUCCGGAAACUUUAUCUUCCCCGAAUGGUUGCUCUCCAGUUGUCAAUUCCUGCUCGUUCAAGAAUACGUGAGACUUCUGAACACGUGGUGCGAGUGGAACAGCGCCUCGAGGAAAUUUAUACUAGCGGUUGCCUUGCUCGAGAUGGGAGAGAUGCAGAAGGCGUGCGACCAUUUUCUUCGUGCUUCCAACGGAAUUUUGAGUGACGUAUUCCUAGCAGACGCUUUACUCGACUCUAAUGUGACGUCGGGCAACAACGCUCUGAUCCAUUAUUACCUGAAAGUUAUCAAAUUGUUCGAGGAACACAGCGCGUCCGACUGUAUAAUAGAGAUCGCCGAAACUGCCAUAGCGACCGCCGACGCGGACGAUCCGAAUUUGCCGACGCUUCAUUCUAUUAUAUUCGCGCAACACUUGAGCCUGGGUCACCACACGGAAGCUUAUCACUGCUUGAACGCGAACCCAGACGCCGCGCGUAGAGUGGACUGUUUGCGGCAAUUGGUCGUUACGCUGUUCGAGAAAAAGCUGUUGAUAGAUUUAAUUUCUUUUCCGUACGUCGACAUGUACGAGGAUCUUGAGAGAAUAGUAGAAGGCAGAGCCAGGAGCGUCGAUCUGAUGGAAAACAAUUAUUAUAACUUUUUGUACAGCUUCCAUGUCAAUAAGCAAAACAUGCGGAAAGCGGCAUCGGUGAUGUACGAACAAGCUAUGCGUUUAAGCCAAGAACCUCAUUCCGCGCCAAUUAUAGCGAAGCAAGCUCAAUGUUUACUAGCGUGCAUUAACGCGUUGUAUCAUGUAAGCGAGAAGUACAGGUGGAUUGUAAGACCUGUAGUCGAUCAGAGCGUUUCGGACGAGAUGAACUCGUCGAAUCCACAGAAGAAGAGAAGCAUAGACGGAAAAGAGGUGUUGCACUAUAAGAUAAAGAAGCAAGUCGAAGUGCUCGAGUUGGAUGAUAUCAAGAAAGAAUAUUAUAUAGUAGACGCGAGAUUAAAGAUAUCGAAAAUAAAUUCGGAUAUGCACAUAGUUACACAUACUGAACCACCCGAGCUUAUUGUCACGUUAUGCAGCAUUGGCUUGUACACAAUGGCGUUACACUUGUGCGACGAAUUUAAAAUUAGUAAAACCUCUGUGCUUGAGAGUUUGACUUCUCAGUGCAUCAAAUUGAGCCAACGCGAGGAUCCGAAUGCCUGGGAUUGGCUGACGCAAAACGACAUAUUUGAUAUCGGAAUAUCUAAUACAACCAUAACGAAUACGGCUUGGAAAUUAUUAGAGUACUUUACGUUAAAGCAUGAAAAAGAUAAUAACAGUGAACUGCAUAAAGCCGUUGCGCGAAAAUUAUUGCAAGAUGGAGCCUUCCUGCCGCAAUGGUUAUUAAUAUCGUACAAAAAGCGAAACGCCUCGGAGCUUCUUCGUCUCAUGCUGAAUAGCGGCCGAUUAUUGGAAGCCAGUGACUUAGCGAUAGAUUAUAUUAACGCAGUAUUAGGUUAUGGACUAGAGCAUUUUGGUCUUAAAACACCAUUAGUGGCUAUCGCACCGCCAACUUGGUUGCCGUUUAAUACUAUAGAAGUAUUAUUAAGUGAACUAGAAGAUUUAAAUAAGGAUUCUGUUUACAUAGAGAGCUAUGAGAGAUUAAAUUCAACGCUGGAAAAAUAUCUAGAAAUAGCAGAGCGUGUUUCAGAAGCUAUGAUUAAAAAGAAGAUGAUGAAUGUACACUCCUAGUAAAUCUGGCAAACUCUGUGUGUCUACUGUUUGCGUAUCACCCCUCAACUGGUCUCCUGUGAUGUACAUACUUGUAUCAGAUUAUGUUAUC